GAGCGAGUUUCACAGAGGAAACAUACGGAAUUUGUGCUAGGCAAACUCUUAGCAACAUUCAAAAUGCCAAGCAAAGAAGAGCUGUGCUUUGUAUCAGAAGCUAAGGCUACUACAACACAAGACUUUUUAUCAAGAGACAUUGACGAUUUAGUGUUAGAAAUUAAAGAAAACCUCAGAUUAAAAGCCCGACCGGCACACUUAAGUGGCGGCAAGCCAAGGACCCGAGCGUCACCAUACAGUGUACCAUCCCGGACGGAAAGCAAAUGUGGUUGUUGUGAAGGCCGACGUUGUAUACGGCGAGGGAUCGCUGCAAGAAGAAGUUCAGAUGAUCCUUAUGAAGCGCUACAAGAACUUUUGAAGGAUGGCGAUCUCAUCAAGGAGGCAGUGAGGCGACUUCAACUUGGACUUUCGCCUAAACAACGGGUGUAUUAUGACUCAGAUGAUGAACUGAGAACCCCACCAUACCCUUUUGAUCAUAUAGAAGUGUAAUUCAAUUAGUGUGUUAUGGGCUCCGUCACCUACUCCAGUGUACCGUAGUGGUGUAUACCGUUGACCGAAGCAAGUUCUUGUGUUCGAGUGUGAACACUGCUGGUGCUGAAUCAGUUAUUAUCCAAGUUGUACAAUAUUCGUGGGAAUUAGUACUGGAUUACGGUAGUAAAUCCGUCAACGUGGAAGACUACGAUGCAGUUAGUAGAGGAAAGGUGCCCCUGCUAUAACGUACUGCUGCCUAGGCCAUCUGAGCCUGAGACAUCUACCAAAAUCGAAGUACAAAUAACACCGUGGCCACGAUGAGAACUCUUCUGUAACUGCCAGUGUUUAUUACACCCUGAGUGGACUCCCGUCCAGUGCACGAGAUACAUACUCCAACGAAAGGAAUGGUACUGAUCUACCAGUGUCAGUACCGGCGCUGCGCGGAGAGGAGGCACACGAAGGAUGCAGCAGUUACCAGUUCUCCAGGACGGCGGGGAACCGGAAAGUCUCCGCGUCGGUAAUAGUUGAUUCGCCACCAACGGUCGUCGCGUUCCGAGGGCGAGGGUCUCACGGCGAGCAAGAGCGGCCGAGGCGGCGUGCUGCGCUCCAUCAGUACGGGAUGACGGCCGACUUACAAGUUCUCUGAUCUCAGUGUGUGCUUGUGUCAACAAACGGAUCUGAAAAUAUAUUUUUUUUGGACAUUUAACACUUUCGACUUCUUCAUAAACCUUGAAGUUAGUGUGAUCAAAACUGUGCGAUGUUCUUGUAGUACUAGGAGAAAGACCUCAACAAAUUGUUGUGUUCCGUUGCCGUGGUGUACGAGAGGUGGUUAUCAUUCAUUUACAUUUCACGUGAAUGUGCAUUAAGUAGUGCGGUGCAGGAAUACAUGCUAAGUCCUAUUUCAAAUAAUGUUUAAGAGCAAUGUGUGUAUUUUACAUAUUGGUAGGAGUUGGAUUAUUAUUUUGAACGAGCAAAGUGAACAUAUUGAAUAAUUCACUAAACGAGUCUAUGAAGAUGAGUGCAAAAUUUUGAGUGAAUUCAGGUUCCACUUUACUAGUACAAAUAUCCCCACUUAACUGUUUCAGAGCUCAAGUUUUCUGUGGUCAUUAAUUUAUAUAUAUCAACAGGAAAUAAUGUGUGUAAUUCGAUAUGAAAUAAAUCUUUGAUGGCAAACCCGGUGAAAGCAGUUUGUCAACAAGUUCUUUGUUUCACAAAUAUCGCAAGUCAUCAAUUGAUUAUAAAUCUCUUCAUGUUGGCCUCUAACACCCCCUGGAAUGGAUUUUGACUGUAUGAGAUUUUGUCGUACUUUACUAUAGCCAGCAAUGCCGGGAGGUGAAUGAAGCAGAGUGAGCUCCAGUACCAGUAAUCCAUUUUCUCAGUGUGAGCAGCCCCUUCCCGUAAUGUUAAACGUAGAAACUUUAGCUCUGAUUGCGGAACUUUCACUCAGUUUUAGGCGUCCGGAUGUGUACAAAGAGUCAUACCAAAUUCAUGAGCUGGCAACUGGAAUGGAAGGAGUAAUGAAUGAGAACUUACGACCAGUGGUUCGUUGGUUGGUUAUGUUUGAAUGAUCUUCCUCGAUAUUAUAGACUUUGUAGUCACUUCAUCUUUUGUUAUCCUGAAUUAAAUGUGAUAUGUAUUUAUUAAGUCACCUUUUUGGAAUAUGUUUACCUAGUGUACAUAUAGGCACUGUUAAGACGCUUAGGUCAUUGUACAUAACUCACAUCUAGAUCAUUGUCAAUAAGUGCAUGUUUUAGUGCAUUUAAACAUAGUUUCUGUAAUUGAAAAGACACUGAUGUGUAUUUGUAUUAAAGAACGAAAUACUAAAA
Penaeus indicus is the source of this 2297-nucleotide messenger RNA. Its product is annotated as GSK-3-binding protein-like. Gene Ontology annotation, cellular component: cytoplasm. NCBI's taxonomy places the organism in Eukaryota, Metazoa, Arthropoda, Malacostraca, Decapoda, Penaeidae. The transcript has a single exon. The record is from RefSeq and is a predicted model, not a curated record. Bases 64 to 489 code for a protein of 141 amino acids.